GGCAUAGCAACAUGGCGCUGACUGCUAAUGCAAAACUGUACAUGCGUGAAUGAGGUAUUAAGGGUGAUAUUCAAGGGUUCUUGUGUUAAUUUUUACUAAUUGAAACAUCGAGGAGAUUCUUAAGCCAUACGCAGUCAUGAGCUGGCUUCUGCACUCUACUCUGCAGAGGCUUUCUGCUGUAAGCCCUAUGAAGACGGCCGUACGAUUCUGGGAAAGGAGGAAAUUCAUAAGACGAUAUGGAUAUGAGGAUCCAAUAAUGAAACCAGGCCUGUUUCCACGCAAUCCCAAUAGCAAGAGGCCGAUUCAGGCGCUGCCGACUUACGUUGCAAAAGAUGCGUGGUGUGAGCGACGUGCACUGUUUGGGCAAAAUGAUUACAUUGACAUUCUCGGGGAUGGCAAAAUCAAGCCAUUGGAUAUCAUGACGGGUGUCCCUCUGUGGCUUCGUGGUUUCCAGGGCAACGAAUUUCAAAUGCUGUUGCACAAGCGUCGUGUCUUUCACAGCUGGAAGUUCAGUCGACCAACAAAGCACCGUGACCUUUGCAAACGUAUCAGAUUCUUGUACAAGGUGUUGAACCAUAGGACAAAGACAUGAUACUGUAGGAUGUUUGUGAGUGAAGUAGAAAAUAAGAAGCUUCUGCAGGGUACUGCAUCGCUUA
This is a messenger RNA of Ornithodoros turicata, 656 nucleotides long. RefSeq names its product large ribosomal subunit protein mL51-like (gene mRpL51). Gene Ontology annotation, biological process: translation. Gene Ontology annotation, molecular function: structural constituent of ribosome. NCBI's taxonomy places the organism in Eukaryota, Metazoa, Arthropoda, Arachnida, Ixodida, Argasidae. The transcript is spliced from 4 exons. Gene Ontology annotation, cellular component: mitochondrial large ribosomal subunit. The coding region runs from base 137 to 592 and encodes 151 amino acids. The record is from RefSeq and is a predicted model, not a curated record.